Messenger RNA from Amphibalanus amphitrite, 1961 nucleotides. RefSeq names its product 28S ribosomal protein S9, mitochondrial-like. Gene Ontology annotation, cellular component: mitochondrial small ribosomal subunit; ribosome. NCBI's taxonomy places the organism in Eukaryota, Metazoa, Arthropoda, Thecostraca, Balanomorpha, Balanidae. The record is from RefSeq and is a predicted model, not a curated record. Gene Ontology annotation, biological process: translation. Gene Ontology annotation, molecular function: structural constituent of ribosome; RNA binding. Bases 404 to 1726 code for a protein of 440 amino acids. The transcript is spliced from 11 exons.
GAAAUAGCUAAACCUUGAUUGGGCUGUGAAAAACGUGUUUGUGUUUCGUCGGCGUGUUUUCCCAUUUAUUUAUUGAUAUUGAUGUUUGACUUAUGGUUAAGACCUAAAAAAAGAUAAAACAUAAGCCUACAAGCACAGUUUCGUUUUUUGGUAACUUGAACUGGUACCAGGCCUGCCAGUCUGGAUCCCUAAAAAGCAGUGUGCCAAAAUUGAGUUUUGUCUUGGGUGUCAGAGGGGAAAAUUACCCACCAAAAAGAGGGGAGAGAGUGGAAAACUGCUGAUUCAAUGAGGCCCAAAAAGGGUGAGAAACGACAAAAAGCAUGCAUUUUAUUAUAGGGUGUAGAAUGUUUGAUGCUAACUGGGCAUCCACACCACUGCUCUUUCUAUAGGUGCUGUCGUCAUCAUGUCGCUGGGCAGGGUGAGAGUGCUGGAGGCACUGUGGCGGCUCCCAGCCACUCGUCUCUCGGCCAGCACUGUGUGCCCCACAGUGUGCCGGCCACUGAGUAGCGCUGGAGCCCGGUCUGGUCCGACCAGCCCUGAUCCACAGGAGCAGGCUGGCCAGGUGCAGCAGAGGCCUGCCAAGAACACCAGCAAGGCCAUGAUGGCGUACCUGGAGCGGGCCACCAAACAUGAGGAGUUCAUGCGCAAGCAGGUGCAUGAAUUUGAAAUAGGAAAGCGCCAUCUGGCCAACAUGAUGGGUGAGGAUCCAGAGCACUUCACGCAGGAGGAUGUAGAUCGCGCUAUUGAGUACCUGUUUCCGACCGGUAUUUUCGACAAGAAGGCGCGGCCCAAGAUGCGGCACCCCACCGAGGUGUUUCCGCAGCAGAAGGCGGCGCAGUUCGACGCCACCGGCAGGCCCUUCCAUACGCUGUUCUACACGCUCAAACCCAACUUCUACAUGACACUCUACGAGCUGGUGGAAAAGAUGAACCAGCUCGAUCGGCUUCAGGCCAAGAACGACGCUCUCGGCAAACUGCCAGAUACCACGCAGAAACUCUCGCUUCUAGGAAGUGAGUGGCUCGACAUUGAAGAGCUCGGCAAGAUGCUUGUGGAAACCCUCAAAGAACCUCAGUACCAGGAGUUUGUACGCGCCAUGAACCGACUGGUGGAACAUCCGCUGGCCUACCACCACAAGGACUUCAUCUUCAAGUACCGCAAGAUGCUGCGCGUCUCCAACGAGACAGAUACCGUGCCGGAGCUGCUGUUCGACUCGGCCGGCCGGCCCUACAUGGAGGCCACCGGUUACCGGAAGCGGGCGGUGGCGCGCGCGGUGGUGCACGGCCGCGGCUCGGGCCGGGUCACCGUCAACGGCCUGCCGCUGGUGCACUACUUCCACCGCGACGGCGGACGCUCCGGCAACCAGGACGUGGCGCAGGUGAUGUACCCGCUCCAGGUGGCCGGUGUGCUGGACUCUGUAGACGUGGAGGCCACGGUCCAGUAUGACGGGCCCACGCAGCGCUACCACGGCAAGAGGCGGCGCGGACACAGGAAACGCACCAGUUUCGUGCCGGAGCCGUGGAAGCGGCCGCACCCGGUGCAGGCUCCCAGCUCUCAGGCCGGCGCCGUCCGGCACGCUGUCUCGCUGGCGCUGCGCAGCUUCGUCGACAAGGAGAUGCAGGAGACGAUGCGGCUAGCCGGACUGCUAACGCGGGACGUCAGGGAGCGAGAGCGCUACAAGCCGGGCAAGAAGGGCUCGCGAAAGGGACGCACCUGGAAGAAGCGAUAGUGGUGGCAUCUGUCGGUGGGUGCGGGAACUAGGCGCCGUCGGUUGUGUGCAGACUGGAGAGAAUGUGUUGUAUUUGUAUGGAGUAUUCUGCUGGAAGUGAUGGGUGAACGUGUUGACGAUGUGUUAUAUCUUGUGUUGAUUGAUAGGGAGACUGUUAUUGAGGGAUGUGGAAACCCCAUGGUUACUCGCCUGAAUGGUCAUACUGUGCGUCUGAAAUACACGAGAACGCGUGAAA